CGGAAGCAGGGGGCCGCGCGGCGGCGGUCGAGCCGGAAGAGGUGGAGCUGGGCCUGGAGGAUCUGCAAGAGUCCUUGCCGCUGGGGCCACUUGUGUUUGCGGGUCGCAGGAAGCGGACCCUAGCGGGUGGGGUGUCUCGCGAUGCCGGAGCUGGCGGUGCAGAAGGUGGUGGUCCACCCCCUGGUGCUGCUCAGUGUGGUGGAUCAUUUCAACCGAAUAGGCAAGGUUGGAAACCAGAAGCGUGUUGUUGGUGUGCUUUUGGGAUCAUGGCAAAAGAAAGUACUCGAUGUAUCCAAUAGUUUUGCAGUACCUUUUGAUGAAGAUGACAAAGAUGACUCUGUCUGGUUUUUAGACCAUGAUUAUUUGGAAAACAUGUAUGGAAUGUUUAAAAAGGUCAAUGCCAGAGAAAGAAUAGUUGGGUGGUACCACACAGGCCCUAAACUACACAAGAAUGACAUCGCCAUCAAUGAACUCAUGAAAAGAUACUGCCCUAACUCAGUAUUAGUCAUCAUUGACGUGAAGCCAAAGGACCUGGGACUGCCCACAGAAGCAUAUAUUUCAGUGGAAGAAGUCCAUGAUGAUGGAACGCCAACUUCAAAAACAUUUGAGCAUGUGACCAGUGAAAUUGGAGCAGAGGAAGCUGAGGAAGUUGGAGUCGAACACUUGUUACGAGACAUCAAAGACACUACCGUGGGCACUCUUUCUCAGCGGAUCACAAACCAGGUCCAUGGUUUGAAGGGACUGAACUCCAAGCUUCUGGAUAUCAGGAGCUACUUGGAGAAGGUGGCCACAGGAAAGCUGCCCAUCAACCACCAGAUCAUCUACCAGCUACAGGACGUCUUCAACUUGCUGCCAGACGUGAGCCUGCAGGAAUUUGUCAAAGCUUUUUACCUGAAGACCAAUGACCAGAUGGUAGUGGUGUAUUUGGCCUCCCUGAUCCGUUCUGUGGUCGCCCUACACAACCUCAUCAACAACAAGAUUGCCAACCGGGAUGCAGAGAAGAAAGAAGGGCAGGAAAAAGAAGAGAGCAAAAAGGAUAGAAAAGAUGACAAAGAGAAAGAUAAGGAAAAGAGUGAUGUAAAGAAAGAAGAGAAAAAGGAGAAAAAAUAAAACAUGUUGCUUUUUAAUUUGUAAAUUAAAAUCUUAUAAACUAACUCAGUGUGCCGCCAGAGGGUUCUUUUCAUUUUAAGUGCUUGUUAAAAGCUGCAUUGAUGAGAGCUCUCUGCCACUGGUCACUCUUGCUAUGGCAUUACGUGGACGUAAAUGGAUAGAGGGAUGGAUCUCGUACCUAAACUGCAGUUUAGGCUGCUAUGAGUUGGGAAUGUGACAGCUUAGGCUUCAGAUUGUGUGAGAAAAGUGAAGAAGAGUAAACAUAACAUUUUUGGUACUCUUCGUUCUUUUAUCUGUAAAACCAGGAGUUGAAUUUUCUCCAUCUCAAGACUCUUAGGGUCUGUUUCUGGCAGUUUGCAGAAUUGCUAAAUGGAAUGCAUGAAUUCCAAAAGUGCUCUGCCUCGGAACACUGAAGUUCUGACCCUUCUGAACAACGUUGAGAAUACAGCACCAUGGGACUUUUGAACCCGUAGCUCUGGCAUUCUCAGGGCUUGGCAUCCAGCUUCAUGUAUUGUUUACCUUCAAAGACACAAUUAAAUGGCUUGGUUUUUAA
This is a messenger RNA of Pteropus alecto (black flying fox), 1663 nucleotides long. It is a transcript of the gene PSMD7, whose product is annotated as proteasome 26S subunit, non-ATPase 7. Gene Ontology annotation, biological process: proteasome-mediated ubiquitin-dependent protein catabolic process. Bases 142 to 1110 code for a protein of 322 amino acids. Gene Ontology annotation, cellular component: proteasome regulatory particle; proteasome complex. The transcript is spliced from 7 exons. The record is from RefSeq and is a predicted model, not a curated record. Lineage: Eukaryota; Metazoa; Chordata; Mammalia; Chiroptera; Pteropodidae. Gene Ontology annotation, molecular function: metallopeptidase activity; protein binding.